Messenger RNA from Batrachochytrium dendrobatidis JAM81, 2342 nucleotides. RefSeq lists its product as uncharacterized. The coding region runs from base 1 to 2142 and encodes 713 amino acids. The record is from RefSeq and is a predicted model, not a curated record. Gene Ontology annotation, cellular component: MICOS complex. Lineage: Eukaryota; Fungi; Chytridiomycota; Chytridiomycetes; Rhizophydiales. Gene Ontology annotation, biological process: cristae formation. The transcript has 2 exons.
AUGUUUAGAUCGCCUAUUUCAUACUGUGAUGGUGUUUGCUUCUUAUCAUCUACGCCUAGCUGCCAGAAUGCAAGACUUUAUUCAACUGUUAGCAGUACAGGCUCAGGAUCAUUUAGUCCCGUCAAAUGGCUUUUAUCUAUUGGAGUUGUUUCGACAUCAGUUUAUUUUGGUGCUGCCUAUGCUGCCACAAAGAACGAAACCAUUCACAAAUUAUGGAUUAACAAUCAAGUGCCUGGAGGCGAGGCUGCAUUGGAUCUAACUCGAUCCUUCGAGUCUCGGAUUCGUAAGAUAAACCUAUCGGAUAUCCACCAGUCUGUAUCAGACACUACAGACAUGAUAAAAACAAAUGCUGAGCAUGCAUUCGACUAUACCGGUCGCACUAUUCACCAGGCAACCGAGAUGACCAACGCUACGAUUGAAACUGUAUCUGGCUAUGUGGAUACUGUGUCGAAUGCUACUUCAGACACCAUUAAAGUUGCUACGAAUGUGAUCAACGAGACCACCGAUACGAUACAGUCUGUUGUACACGAUGCAGAAGCUGUUUACUCUUCCGUGGUUUCUGCCGUGACGGGUGUGACUGCUCGUCAAUCUGAAUCCAAAGCUGAUUCAUCGUCGUCUGCAAAGCCUUCAGCAGUUACUGCGCCAGCUAUUUCUAAUGCCGAACCUCAGCCUGCUGCAAAGAAACCUGUUGCUGAGAAGAAGGUGACCGAGACUCCUGCCAUUGUCAAAAUACAGACUGACGAUCAUCCAGCCUCCCCAAAAACUCUCAAGAAACAAGAUCUGCCCAGUGAAAAGACAAUCGCAGCUCCAGUUUCAGCUCCAACUCCAGUUCCGGCUGUAAUGGAGAAACAAACUCCUGUUGAUGAUAAAACUUCCAAGACUGUCUUGGAAACCAAGAUUGAAAAGAAACCUGUUGUUACAAAAGUCAAAUCUAAGCCCGAAGUCAAAGAAACUCCCGUUGAAAAAGUAGCAGUUCCUCAGUCUCCACCACUUAUCGAGACCAUUGAUGCUGAGGCUGGUGUCAAGGCUAUUCAAAACCGUCUUCCUGUUUUUGAGUCAUUCAUGGUUACGCUUGACGACUUGUCCAAAACCGUCAAUCAUCUCCUGAAUGAAGCCGAACCGCUUUCUGGAGAUGCUACCCAUUUACGAAAAGCGCGCAAGGAUCUUGAUGCUCUUACCAAGUUUGUCACCCAUCUGGAAGCCGAUGAAGUUGCCAUGGUGCAUACCGCUCUUAGCCAGCAAGCGGUCAUAUUUCAGCGCACCAUCGAUGCUGUUCGUGAAAACAGCAAUAAUGCUCUUUCUCAAAAGGCACUUGAACUCGAGUCAGAGCUGACUUCAAAGUUACUAGAUCAAGAAAAAAAUCUUACAUCUGCUUAUGAGCAUAAUCUAGCAGAGCAGCUGAUAAAACAAGCCGAGGAAUUUCGUGCCGCUCUAGAUAUUGAUCUUCAACGCCAAGCAGCCGAGCUUGAAAAGUUUUGGUCGCAUGAAGUCAAGGAGCGUGUUGAUCAGGAACGUGAAGGACGCCUGUCCCGUUUGGAUCAUCUUGCUUUAAAAGUCAAGUAUCUUGAACGCAUUUCUUUGGACGCCGGUGAAGGAUUUGAUCGCAGUCAUCGCAUUCAUCAGCUUCAAACUGCACUUCGUGCUAUUCGCUUGGCAAUUGAUAAUCCACACACUACAAACUUUUCUCAGGAGUUGAAGGCUCUCCAGGCUCUCUGUGAAGGUGAUGAGUUUGUUUCGCAGAUCGUAUCCUCUCUUCCAAAAGAUGCUGCUCGACAAUAUACCUCGUAUCAAGAGCUUACCAACUACCUUCAUAACAUUACAACUCCUCUCCGUCGCAGCCAGCUUGUUUCGGAUGAUACUGGUGCACUUUCCUAUGCACUUUCUUUGUUUUUAUCCUACUUUAUCCUUCCAAAACACGGCCGCGUAGCUGGUACAGAUUUGGAAUCCAUCUUGGCACGUACUGAGCAUCAUCUUUUCAACAACCGUAUGGACGAGGCUACACGCGAGAUCAACCAACUAUCUGGAUGGCCUAAAAGAUUGUCUCGAGAUUGGCUUGCUAAAGCACGUACGCAUUUGGAGAUUCAACAGGCCAUCAAGCUUAUUGAAGUGCAUUUGAACCUGCAAAGUAUGGGUGUAGUUUAAACAUUUCUAUUCAUUUGUCACGAUUCUCGAGUAAUUGGUUCUUGUAUUGCAGCAACCAUACACUUUUUUGUACGGCAUAUUUUGGUGUCUUGACUGUAAUCCUAGUGGCAUGAUGUGUUUGGUUUUCACUGAUGCAAAAGUGACAAAUUAAAGGAAUAUCUUGUUUUUCAAGAAUAAAAGCUCAACUCUGCAUCCCUUUC